Messenger RNA from Solea senegalensis (Senegalese sole), 6020 nucleotides. It is a transcript of the gene hdac7a, whose product is annotated as histone deacetylase 7a. NCBI's taxonomy places the organism in Eukaryota, Metazoa, Chordata, Actinopteri, Pleuronectiformes, Soleidae. The record is from RefSeq and is a predicted model, not a curated record. Gene Ontology annotation, biological process: chromatin organization; negative regulation of transcription by RNA polymerase II. Gene Ontology annotation, molecular function: histone deacetylase activity. Gene Ontology annotation, cellular component: histone deacetylase complex. Bases 335 to 3226 code for a protein of 963 amino acids. The transcript is spliced from 25 exons.
GAGUCUGCAGAUGCCCUGCAAAAUGCUCCCAGGUACUGCUGUGUGAAUGAAAUGAUGAAAUCAACAGUUUGGCGUCAGACACUGUCAACAAAUAGAGGCAGAGAUAACGAAGAGGGAGGGAGGAGUAGAAAGAGAAGGAGUUAAAGAAAAGAGGAUGUGGCCCACAGUAAAAGAUGACUGGAGGGGAGUGGAGCUCUCUGUCUAAUUAUAGAUUGUGCUGUUAGCUGGCUGAUGCAGAAGUGCUACUGGGGUUUUCACAUAGCCGGAAAAAUACAAGACAAACACAGAUUCUCCAGUGGCAGUGCCGGCGUUGUGUGCAGCCGCCUUGUUUCCCAUGGACCUCAGGGUGGGAGAGCGGGGGAUGCGUCCGGGUUCGGACACGGCGCUCUUCACCCCACUGCACCCACCUUUACUCCUCACCCAGUUCCCCUCUCAGCCCUGCACCACCUUCUCCCAACAGCAACUGCACCAACAAAUCAGGUUUAACGUGGAGCAGAGGAGGAGAGAGCAGGAGCAACAUGAGAAGCAGCAGGAGUUACAGCAGCUGAAACACAAAGACAAGAGCCAACAAAGUGCAGUAGCCAGUUCCCUGGUGAAACAGAAACUGCAGGAGGUGAUUCUUAAUAAGCGCAAACAGGCAGCACAGGAAAGAACAAGCUCAAACACCCUGACUCCAGCUCCUGUGGCGUACAGAAAUUUGGGCCCAGACCCAAGUGUAUCCUCCCAGCCCUUGGUCCCAUCACCGUCCCAGCCUUCGCCCGAGGGUUCAGAAGGGACGCCGCUACGCAGAGCCGCGUCUGAGCCCAACCUGAAGGUGAAACAUAAGCUGAAGAAACACCUCAACACCCGCAAGAGCCCUCUCACCAGAAAAGAGAGUGCCCCGCCCACUGUCAAACACCGAGUGCCUGACACACUGGACUCGUCCCCCAGCAGCAGUAGCACUCCGGUCUCUGGCUGCAGUUCACCAAAUGACAGCCUGCCCAAUGAGAAUGGGCUGGUGCCCUCUGCAGGCGGCCUCUCGCAUGAGGCCCAGAAGCUGCUGCUCAGAGAUGGCACUUUGGCAAACUUCACCAUCCACAGCCCCUCCACUCUCCCCACCAUCACACUGGGACUACCAGCCAAUGCAAGGGUGGAAGGCGAGCUGUCCUCUCUGAAGGUCGGCCGUGUGCCGGUGCUCACGGCGGGUGGCUCGCAGGUCUUCCUCCCCCUGAGCAGAGAAGAUCAGGCUGGACACCCUCACCUGCCUGUCAUCAUCCUGGAGCCCUCUGCCCUGGUGCACACUCCGCUACUCACUGUUCCCGGAUUAGACUCCGUCCCGUUGCAGUUCGCCUCUCAGUUGGACCACCUGUCUCCUGGAGGCUCUCAGCCCCACAAACCCUUGAGCAGGACCCGCUCGGAGCCCCUUCCCCAGAGCCCAAGAACCCUCCACACACAUCUCCUCCAACAACAGCACAAUACACAACUACUGGAGAGGCUCAAACAGCAAACUCACCUCGGCAAGCUCAUGUCCAAGUCCAGCGAGAAGCCCAGACUGCAUCAGAUCCCCUCUGAGGACAUGGACUCAGAGGACGGUGGUGGGAUGUCGCCCACAGAGCCUACCUAUCAGAGCAGAGUGAGGGCAGAGUCACUGAGGGAGGCGGAGCCUGUGGCAUCCAAUAACCAUGAAGAGCAAAUUAACCUGCAACAUGCACUCAUACUCAACCAGUCACUGUUAUGGGAACAGCAGAAGCAGCUGCAGCAGCUGCAUCGACAGAUGGAGACCCUGGCGGUGCCCAUGCUACGCAGCGGUGGUGGCGGGGUGGGCAGCAGCUUGGGCGUCCAUCGCCCCCUGUCGCGUACACAAUCAUCCCCGGCCUCGACCUCUCUCACUCUGCCUGAGAAGACACUGAGUUUGCCCCCUCAGGACACCAGCAGCAAAUCACACUUUACCACUGGUCUGGUGUAUGACUCCCAAAUGCUGAAGCAUCAGUGCACAUGUGGAGACAACAGCAGUCACCCCGAGCAUGCUGGGAGAAUACAGAGCAUCUGGUCUCGACUACAGGAGAGAGGCCUGCGUGGACAGUGUGAGAGUAUCCGUGGUCGUAAAGCAACGCUGGAGGAGCUGCAGUCGGUCCAUACUGAGCGCCAUGUGUUGCUGUACGGCACCAACCCACUCAACAGACUCAAGCUGGAUAACCGCAAACUGGCAGGAAUCCUCUCCCAGAGAAUGUUUGUGAUGUUGCCAUGUGGGGGAGUAGGAGUUGACAAUGACACCAUCUGGAACGAGUCGCACACCUCCACGGCGUCACGCAUGGCGGCAGGCAGCGUCGUUGAGCUGGCCCACAGAGUGGCCAAAGGAGAACUGAAGAACGGCUUUGCUGUGGUCAGACCACCAGGACAUCACGCAGACCCCUCCAAUCCAAUGGGUUUUUGCUACUUCAAUUCAGUGGCAAUAGCCGCCAAGCAGCUUCAGCUCAAGCUCAGUGUCAGCAAGAUCCUCAUUGUUGACUGGGAUGUUCACCACGGUAACGGUACCCAAGAAGUGUUCUACAGCGACCCCAGCGUUCUCUACAUCUCGCUUCAUCGCUACGACGAUGGGAACUUCUUCCCCGGCAGUGGGUCGCCUGCUGAGGUUGGUUCCGGAGCAGGUGAGGGCUUCAACGUCAACGUGGCGUGGACUGGAGGACUGGACCCGCCCAUGGGAGAUGCUGAGUACCUGGCUGCAUUCAGGUCUGUGGUGAUGCCCAUCGCCCAGGAGUUCUCCCCCGAUGUCGUGCUGGUGUCGGCCGGAUUUGAUGCCGCUGAGGGAAACCCCGCUCCUCUGGGAGGGUACAAGGUCUCCGCCAAAUGUUUCAGCUUCCUGACCCGUCAGCUGAUGUCUCUGGCAGGCGGUCGUGUGGUCUUGUCCCUUGAGGGAGGUCACGACCUGACCGCUAUCUGUGACGCAUCUGAAGCCUGUGUCAGUGCUCUUCUGGGUAUACAGGAGCCGCUGUCAGAGGACGUGCUACUUCAGAAGCCCAACGCUAACGCAGUGCAGUCGCUGCAGACUGUCAUACAGAGACAAAGUCAGUACUGGCAGAGUGUGAAGGCUCAGAGUGGAUCAGUGGGUCUGUCCUACCUGGCCGCUCAGAGGAGAGACUGUGAGGAAACGGAUGCGGUCAAUGCUCUGGCCUCGCUCUCUGUGGGAGUUCUCUCCAACAAGAGCCUCCCCGACGAGCCGAUGGAGCACGACAGUGACUCCAUGUAGACGAAGACGACCAAUCACCUCACAGAGUUUCGUCACAGGGGUCCAAACCUGUAGCCUCAGCUCCCUUGUGCAGUCACAUCGUCACGUCGCCACGACGGUGGACGCUUUUGUAAUACCUGAGCCCCACCCAUCUGCCUUAUUCACCACACACACACACACACACGCACACGCAAGCAAGAACAUUCACCGACACACAAUGCUGAACCUCUACAGACCUGACAUGUGAUUCCACCUCAAUGCUGGUAACCUCUCAGAUGGAGCCAGCAGCAGCAGCAGCAGCAGCACUACCUGCAGCUGGGAAACCUUCUAAAACCUCACCAAAGAGCAAUACAAAAAACAAAAAAAGAAGAAGAACAUUCACGUGUGCUGACUUACAUUGGAUUGUGUGUGUGUAUGUUCAGAGGUGCAGAUCCACAGCUCUGUGACCAUAAAAAACGUAUAGGAAGAAACUGAAUUCAAGCGGAGCUCUGGUUCUUUCUUGAAGCACUAUAUACCAGCAGCUGUUUCAUUGCCUUAAUCUCUGCCUGAAGAUGAGGACCAAGAGUCGGGGUCCAGAAGGAGACGAUGAGACGUUGGAUUACGAGUUAUUUUCUCUUGUGCCACAUUGCCUCCCAUGUCUCAGUUGAAGCAGCUGUCACCAAGUGGGACACAAAAUGGCCGACACAGAAUGAACCUACUGUAUGAUGUGGAGUGAAAAUCAUAUUCCAUAUGUACUCGCAAUACUAAUGGAUCAAAUGCAAAAAAAAGUGUAAGCUGAGAAGAAGCAGCCACAUCUAAACGAGUAUGGAAAGGUGUUUUUUUUUUUGUUUGUUUUGUUUUUUAAAUGACGUCACGACAUAUAGUUUAACCACUAAAAGAAGACGACAGAGAAUGCGAGGGACGGAGAGAACAUGAAGACACAAUGUGCACCACUGUGGUUUUGUAGACACAAAGAAAAGGGCUCAUGUCCUCGUUGUUUAAUUGCACUGUUCAUUCCAUAAUGUGAACCGUAUGAAAUUCCAAAUCUCUGGGAAAAAAACAUCACACACACACACACACACACACCUCCUCUCUCUAGGUUAUUUAAUAGUUUUUGAAGAUCUGGAAGGAAUGGUGUUUGCUAAUUUCCCAUGUCUUAUGAAGCCUCUAAGGAGACGUAAAUACUGUGCAGUGGUAUUUCCUAUGAAGUAUAUUUUUUUUUCACUCCUCCUAAGUGUCUUACUGCACACACACACACUUUACACAAACCUUUACAUACAUGUACAAAGCAAGGGCAAACUAUGGAAGUACCGCGCGUAAUGAAUACUGUACGUCACUGUUUAUGUUUGAGACUAAAGGAGCAUUCCUUCCACCGGGACACCACUGAGGACCAUUGUAUUGUUCUAUGGUGGCGAUGAUGUUAACGCACUUAAUGGACAUCACCCAAAGAAAACUGCCUUGAAACAGCCCCCGACCUUGGCAACGGGACUGUAUAUGCAGAGCAGCGCGAGGGACCAGUCUGAACAGUGCUCUUACAGUGAACCUGUGGAUUUCCUACAGUAUAUGCAGACUUUUUGAUGAUGAGUACCGUGGCCUUGUCUGGGUUUAAUGUUUUCUUCAUUGUCUUAAAAAAAAAUAGUUCCAGGUUGAAUCGCAGUCCAACUAAUGAAAUGAAUUCCUUUUGUUUGCGAGUGUUUUUUGUGCGUGACUCUUGUGUGCAGCCGUUCCUCUCGUCGCGCUCAGGCCCGACAAAUCAGGCUACAGUAGCGCCUUUCGUCGUCUUUGCAGUACAUUGAAAGACUUUUGUGAGCGCCCUGCCGCGAGGGCAUGUAAGGGCUCUGCUCUUAGUUUAUUAUGUAGUGAAAAAAAAGUUUCAUGCACACUAGGUUGGACCAAUUUAGUUUCUCUUUGAAUUAUGGCUGCACAUAGCUGCAUCUAAAUAGAUGAAUUAAAUUAGAAUUUCCCAUCCCUUUGUUAUACUUCACUUCUAAAGCUGCAUUUAGACACUAAAGGUUCAUUCUAAUGAAACCAAGACUCAUGAAUUUCAUAUUUUACUCGUACUGCUUUCACAGCUUAGAGUUUUCCUUUGACUUUGUAAUCCAAGCAGCACAGUUGAAUUUGUACCUCUUGUUGACAGUUUGGAUAAAGAGAGACUUAAGUUAGUGCAGCUUCUGUAACACAAGGACUGAAAUCAGUGCAGUCUGCACAGCAAGUUCAUUCCACCUGCAUGCUGCAAGGACCUGAACAUCAGUAGUGAUGAGUUUUCAGUUUUCUCACCGUCAGACCCUCGACAGAGUCUGCCCAACAGACAGCCUCAGAGCUUUUUAUCGUUAGACACGGGAACAGCAGGUCCCUCCGUGGAACCUCUGCUCUUUCACCACCGCUCCGACAGGUAUUCUAUAACUGAGUGUGACCCAAGAGUGUGCCACUCUUUUCGUUUUUUUGUUCAUAGUGUUCAUUCAGUCUUACACAGCAGGUGUCAAUGAAGUCAAUGUCCCUGUAUGUGUGUGUGUGAGUGAGUGAGUGAGAGAGAGAAUGAGUACGUAUGUAAACUUCCAUGUUUUGUGUAUGCACCUGCGAGUAUGUUAGUGUGUGUGUGUGAUACUGUAAGUGACCUCUCCUUCCUGUAUUAUAUCCCAAGUAGCUGUUUCUUUUGUUGACUUAUGUAGAGGCCAGUGCUGCCUCAGCUCUUAAUUGUAAAUAGAAACUCCCAAGACCAAAAUACACAUGUCACACAUGUGCCUUGAUGCAUUCGGCAGCAUGUGUAUUGGUAACUCUUAACUAACUGGACUUACAGUAACUCUGUAUAUCUAUAAACGUGACAUUGAAAUCUUUA